UGUCGUACAACUGUUGUGCGACUGUCGUUUUUUUUACAGCCAACUCAUCUGUUUAGUUCACAACUAAAAAUCGAGUAGUGUGCGCACAUUCAUACGAGCUCAUAGGACAAAGCGGGAGAGUUGUGCGAUAGUUAGAGUCGUGCGAUAGUUUAGUCAAAAGCGUGGGCGCGCUCUUAAGCAAUUUUAAUUACCUAUGUGGGUAACUAGUCCCUAUAACGUGGUGUUCUUUAAUCAUUGUGAAUUAAAAAAAAAAGGCUGUUAAAACUUUUUAACCAAAGAGAAAUAAUCACUACGGUUUUGACAGCUCUUGUUUGGCUUUUGUUCAUCUUGUUGACAGGUGGAAGUGGAAGAGACUUUUCUUGUCCUUGUCACUUUUCCAUACCGUUUGUAUUUUAAUUUAUUAAUAAAUUGUUAAUGGUAUUCAACAAAACAAACAAAACUUGGCUUCGUUGUCAGUAAAAACAUUUAUGAUAACUCCGUAUUUAUAUAAGUCUCUUAAAAAUAACCUUCAAAAUUAAAGCUAAACCAAACCGUAAUUUACCCAUGAUCUUCAUGAUUUUUCUAAAUUAAAAUGUUAAGUAGGAGACGACUUCUCUUGUCAAAGUUAAAAUUAAGAGGACUGUGCUACUGUCGAUUAGUUUCGACACAAACAAAUGUGGGUGAAAUAGAAGUGCCUUUUACGAAUGGAACAACAUUGAAAUUGUCAACGGGGCGCUAUGCAAGGUUUGCAGAUGGGGCGUGCGUGGCCACACUGGGAAACACUAGUGUGCUGGCCACCGUGGUAGCCAAGGCCAAGGCCGGCGCCGCGUCUUUCCUCCCUCUGGUGGUUGACUACAGACAAAAAGCAGCAGCUGCCGGUCGCAUACCUACCAAUUUUCUUCGAAGAGAGCUGGGGCCGACGGAGCGCGAGAUCCUGACGUCGCGGUUGGUGGACCGCUCGGUGCGGCCGCUCUUCCCCUCCGAGGGGCGCCGCUGGAAGUAG
Papilio polytes (common Mormon) is the source of this 982-nucleotide messenger RNA. RefSeq names its product polyribonucleotide nucleotidyltransferase 1, mitochondrial (gene PNPase). The transcript has 4 exons. NCBI's taxonomy places the organism in Eukaryota, Metazoa, Arthropoda, Insecta, Lepidoptera, Papilionidae. Gene Ontology annotation, biological process: mitochondrial mRNA catabolic process; mitochondrial RNA 3'-end processing. Gene Ontology annotation, cellular component: mitochondrion; cytosol. Bases 572 to 982 code for a protein of 136 amino acids. The record is from RefSeq and is a predicted model, not a curated record. Gene Ontology annotation, molecular function: polyribonucleotide nucleotidyltransferase activity; 3'-5'-RNA exonuclease activity; RNA binding.